This is a messenger RNA of Chara braunii, 929 nucleotides long. The record is from the annotation of a GenBank genome assembly. Lineage: Eukaryota; Viridiplantae; Streptophyta; Charophyceae; Charales; Characeae.
GGAGUUGCUGUUUAUCCAGGCCUGGCGAACCAACGUGGAGGGAGAGCUUCUCGCGUUUUUAUUCGGUACAGUGCGGCCCGGUCAUCAGGAACUCAUCAUGCAAGAGCUCACGAUCCCGGUAGCACAGCUGGCGGACGAUCUCCCUCUCGACAUCAUCUCGCAAGACGACGAGCAUCUUGUUCCCCACGUACUUUCUCGCACAUUGGGACCUUAUCUUCCGAGUCAGUGGCCGGCUUGCGUAGAAGGAGUCGCGGAGUGCAUCCUGCCGUCGCAGCAACAAUAUUUGGAUCCCCGGAGGAUUCGCGAUCCUGCCUUCUUCAAGCACCCUACAGCAAAGCAGUUUGCUGCCAUUCGAGAAGAAGAGGAGGAAGAAGAAAGCAUCAGGAGUGACAAAGCCGAAGACGUGCUGGAGGAAGGCGGGGAUAGCGACGAAGAGCUCGGUGAAGAAGACGAAACCCCCGAGGAGGGAAGCUAUAGCGAGCAUAGUGAGGGGGAACAGAGCGAAGAAGAAGAAGAAGAAGAAGAAGAAGACGAGGAAGGAGAAGAGGAGCACGAAGAAAAGCCUGCUGGAUCGGAGUGGGAAGCCGUGCCGGAAGAAGCGCAGCGUACGGGUACAGAGGCGGAGGAUCUCGAGGCGGCCCGCAAAAGAGAAGAGAUCACGACCAGGAAGGAGUUAGAGCUCGCAAGCGCGGCGAGUCUGCAGAUCCACGACAACCCGAACCGAGAUCCGGAGCCGCCCCGACCUGAAGAUGGUGACCUCGCGGCCACGACUCCGACCCCAUCAACGUGGCGACGGGGCCGAUCCCCCUCCUCCCCAACCCGUCCCCCAGUUCGCCGACGUACCGAUACGAGCGAUCCUCCUUCGUCCCCAAUUACUCUCUCGCCGUCCCCUUGACUACCUCACCCUUCGCCAGCUCACCACCCCCAUC